UAGUUUGAGAAGAAUUCCAAGUGCAUGUCACAUCUUGUUGAUCAUCACAACGAUAUGGGAGACUUUCAAGUCGACUAUGGGCAAACUUUAUUCAUGUGCAUUUUGUAUUUAUCUAUAGGAUCAGUAUCUAUAUUCUGCAGUUUAACAACGAUUACUUUAUACUUGACCAAUCGUGAUUUACGACGAAAAUACAUUUUAUAUUUGGUUUUAGAUUGUUGUGAACUAUUGGAUGCCAUUAGUUAUGUGUUACUAGGUACUGGAAGAGGUCAUGAACUUUUAACUGGUGUGAUGGCUGUACCUAUUACAGUUCGAGCUUGUUUCUUCACGAAAUACUGGCCUCAAUCUUUAAUUCUUGGAACUCAACUUCCCUCAAUUUGCACUUUAUUCUUAUCUUUUGAACGAAUCUUGGCAGUUGUUCGGCCGGCGGUUUAUAAGAGAAUGUGCACUCAGAACUUUAAAUAUUGUUUUGUGGCAAUGGUUCCGGUUUGGGCAGUGCUAACACUUGUUGCUGCUGGAGUAUCAGUUAUAGGAGAAGAUGGAGAUAGAGUGGUUGGAACUAGGCAUUGUGCAAUUAUUACAAGUACUAGUAGAUGGUACGCGACAUUCCACUUCAUUUUCAUAGUUCUGACCUACGUUAUCGCCUUUUUCUCGACUCUGGUUGUCUGGGCGACACGAAGGACUUUAACAAAAAGCAAGUAUGGCUCACAAGAUGACAAACUCGGAAUGAUUCUUGCAAUGUCUGGAACAUCGAUUAUUUUGCUAGCUUCACCGGCGGUUGUCAUGUUGACUAUUAGAUGGGAUAUUACUGGAUGGGGAGAUAUUGAAGUUGCAAUUACCUAUGCAAUGCCUGGAUUCUUAUCAGUUGUUAAUACUAUCAUAUCAUUCCGGUUUCGAAAAGAGCUACGAUCUCAGUUUUAUAAUUUAAUUGGAAAACAAGUAAAAAGUCAUAAACCGGAACAAUCCAUGUUCACCAGGACGACAAUGACUACUCGAAGAACUACGAUGAUUCAUCAUCUAUCAUGAAACUAUACAAUUAAUUAUCAAUUGUUUCAUUAGUCCGUUUUCAGGAACAUAAUAAAGCACUGGAACAAUUAU
Caenorhabditis elegans is the source of this 1095-nucleotide messenger RNA. It is a transcript of the gene R02D5.6, whose product is annotated as Serpentine receptor class gamma. Gene Ontology annotation, cellular component: membrane. Gene Ontology annotation, molecular function: G protein-coupled receptor activity. NCBI's taxonomy places the organism in Eukaryota, Metazoa, Nematoda, Chromadorea, Rhabditida, Rhabditidae. The record is from RefSeq and is marked reviewed. Gene Ontology annotation, biological process: G protein-coupled receptor signaling pathway; signal transduction. Bases 55 to 1023 code for a protein of 322 amino acids. The transcript is spliced from 9 exons.